Molecule: messenger RNA, 1293 nt
Organism: Trichoplax adhaerens
Lineage: Eukaryota; Metazoa; Placozoa; Uniplacotomia; Trichoplacea; Trichoplacidae
Exons: 14
Coding region: 1-1293 (430 amino acids)
Biological process (GO): translation
Cellular component (GO): ribosome; mitochondrial small ribosomal subunit
Molecular function (GO): RNA binding; structural constituent of ribosome
Source: RefSeq, a predicted model, not a curated record
AUGACAAGCUUAAUGCAUAUGGUCGGAAGAAGAAAAUUCUCUACUGGCCUACCGUCUAUUUUCAAGCUCCAUCGGAUGGAUGCUUAUAGGGGUAUACAAGUAUGGAAGAGUUUAGUACAAACGAACACCAACAGACUCAUUACACGCCAGUAUUCAAGACUAGAUACAAAUAGAAAUGAGCAACAGUCAAGUUCAAUAAUACCAGAGGAGAGAUAUAAAAAUGAAAUUGCUGCAUUUGAGCGUGGCAAACGAAGAUUAGCUCUAAUGAUGGAAAAAGAUCCGGAAACGUUUACCGAUCAAGAUAUUGAGGAAGCCUUAGCUUAUUUACUACCUUCCAGCCUUUUUGCAAAAGAUGCAAGACCUAUUAUGAAGCAUCCCCUUGAAUUACUGCCGAAAAUACAAGAAAAAAAAAUAGAUAAGGAUGGCCGACCUUUUGCUGCUGGAUAUUACACCGGAUUUCCAGCAUUUUAUAACACCAUUCAUGUAAUAUUUUUUAUUCGAUUUAAAGCCAUCAAGUAUUGCUUACAAGUACAAUUUGGUAACGAAAUAGGGGAACGUGAAGAGUUACUGAUGUCCCUAAGCUUAGGAAAGGAAGUUGAUAGACUAGCUGAUGAAGUCACGCAAGAUUUAGCUCCUGCUGAUUUUAGUCAAGAUAACACCAAUCUGUCUUUUAGAUGGUUAAGUAGCGAUCAGAUGAAGGAUAUAUUGCAGGAAGAUAUUACGGAUAGACAGUAUGAUUAUUUAAUCGCUCGCCUGGAAAGACUGCAGCAGUUCCCUAAUUCCAACCGUGUUAAAGAUUUUAUGGACAAGUAUCGGAAAAACGUUGAACUUAGAAGUACUAAAGUUAAGAUACGGCCGCUAAGUGUUGCGGGAGUUUCUUACAACAAAGGAAAAAGAAAAACUGCUGUUGCUAACAUUCAAAUACAAGAAGGAACUGGCAACGUUACGAUUAAUGAUAAAAGUCUUGUGGAAUAUUUUCAACAACUGUUACAUAGGGAGCAAGUUUUAUAUCCUCUAUUGGUCUUAAAUCUUACCCAUGCAUUCGAUAUAACAUGCUCAGUACGCGGAGGUGGGCUUUCUGGUCAAGCAGGCGCUAUCAGACUGGGAAUUGCACGAGCUUUAUUAAGUUUUAAUGAAGCGUAUAAGGAAACCCUGGAUGAGUGUAAGUUUGGUGAUAAGUUUUGGAUAAUUUUAGAUACAGACGAACUACUGCAUCGAGAUCCAAGAAUUGUUGAGAGAAAAAAACCUGGACAGAAAAAAGCUAGAAGAAAAUUUGCAUGGGUCAAACGAUAA